Phialemonium atrogriseum is the source of this 1887-nucleotide messenger RNA. Its product is annotated as Pkinase-domain-containing protein. Gene Ontology annotation, molecular function: ATP binding; calcium/calmodulin-dependent protein kinase activity. The transcript is spliced from 5 exons. Gene Ontology annotation, biological process: protein phosphorylation; cellular response to oxidative stress. NCBI's taxonomy places the organism in Eukaryota, Fungi, Ascomycota, Sordariomycetes, Cephalothecales, Cephalothecaceae. The record is from RefSeq and is a predicted model, not a curated record. Bases 1 to 1887 code for a protein of 628 amino acids.
AUGUCGACAAUGCAGCAGCUCAAAAACUUCAUCCGUCAUGGAAAGCAAGCUCGAGGAGGUAAUCCCGAUGAGCAGCCACGGGUGAAGCGAGACAACUCCCCACCCCAGCAGGAACAACCUCUUCCGCAAAGACACACUGCGCCCAACGUAUCGGAACCCGUCUUUGGACAUGCACCUGCUGGCCACCACCAAGCAGUCCCUGACGCUUUCUCCGCGGCGGCACCCGGUGGUGCCCAGAACCGUGCCGCCCAGGCCGGCCACGCCGCCGCUCACCAUGUCGAGGCAGGCCAAUCUAUCUCCAAGGCCAAGAACCAGCGGCUUGACGACCACAACAUCGCAAAGCUGGUUGCCGAAGAGAAUGCCAGCCGAGGCAAAUUCCCAAGGUAUCCGGGCCUGGAGCGGUGGGAACUCGUCGAGAAGAUGGGCGAUGGAGCCUUCAGCAACGUCUACCGCGCGCGCGACGUGGAAGGCGGAGCUGGGGAGGUCGCAAUCAAGGUCGUCCGCAAGUUUGAGAUGAACAACAUGCAGGGACAUAAGCUUCUCCAUCCGGACUUCAAGCCAAAAGCUCCCAGAGCUGCAGAGAGGGCAAAUAUCCUCAAAGAGGUGCAGAUCAUGCGUCAACUAGACCACCCCAAUAUCAUUAAACUGAUCGACUUCGCCGAGUCGCCCCAAUACUAUUACAUCAUUCUUGAGCUGGCUCCCGGCGGAGAACUCUUCCACCAGAUCGUCAGACUCACGUACUUUAGCGAAGAGCUGUCGAGGCAUGUCAUUACACAAGUGGCAAAAGCCCUGGAGUACCUACACGAGGAGAGGGGCGUCGUUCAUCGGGACAUCAAGCCGGAGAACAUCCUGUUCGAGCCAAUACCGUUCGUGCCGGCCAAGCACCCAAAGCCCAAGGCGCCGGGAGACGAGGACAAGGUCGACGAAGGCGAAUUCGUGCCGAACGUCGGAGCAGGCGGGAUUGGGCGGAUCAAGAUUGCGGAUUUCGGCCUGUCCAAGGUAGUCUGGGACACUCAAACCAUGACACCGUGUGGCACAGUGGGCUAUACGGCACCCGAGAUUGUGAAAGACGAGCGGUACUCCAAGUCGGUCGACACCUGGGCACUCGGCUGCGUGCUCUACACGCUCCUCUGCGGAUUUCCCCCGUUCUAUGACGAGAGCAUCGAAGUCCUGACGGAGAAAGUCGCCAAGGGCCAGUUCACCUUCCUCUCACCGUGGUGGGACGAUAUCAGCAGCUCGGCCAAGGACCUCAUCUCACACCUCCUGACGGUCGAUCCCGAAAAGCGAUACACGAUCAAAGAGUUCCUCAACCACCCCUGGAUCUGUUUCUCGGGACCCAGUCCCCGUGUGGACAAGAAGGACGUGAUGGGGCCGAAUGGCAUGCUUCGCGCCUUUGACGCUUCCAAGCUCGUCGAUGGCGAGAAGCGGUACGACUUCCGGUCGCCUGCCGCCGUCAACUUGCGGGAGGUGUUCGAUAUCAGUUACGCGGUGCAUCGACAAGAAGAGGAAGGCAAGCUUCGCAAGCAGAUCGGUGCCAAGGCUGCCGGUGUCGCACCGUCCCGCCUCACUGGACUCAGCGAGGUGGUUGACGAGGAUGACGAAGACGAGGAUUCGGAUUCGGAUUUCGGCGCCCAGAAAGACACGGGGAUCGAGCAGGUGAUGCGCAACGCAAAUAUUCGAGACAAUGCAACCGCGCGGGACGACGAGGACCAGCGUCGCGGCCGAGACCGGGAACGGCACGAGACUAAGGGUUACGGCCAGCACUCGGCCGCAGUCGCUGCCGCGGCCAGGCAACAAGUCAAGGACAGGCAGAAGCAGAAAGGCGCGUUCGAGCUCAACAUGGGCAACGCGAGCAUCCUCGGCCGGCGUGCGGCCAGGGUCGCAUAG